AUGGCUAGACAAUUCAAGAUUCCUCCCCAGGAUCGUUUCCUAGGCCAAACGACCAGUCUAUCUUUUCACAUUAGGACGAUUAACAAGGUAGUGAAAGAGAAGCUUACUCCCACUCAACUUGCCCUCUUCAGAAAGACGGUAUUUAGGCGAUUCAUGGACAUCUACAUUAUCUUCAACAGUCCUUUGGCCCAUUACAUUCUAUUGAGGGAGGUUGAAGACAAUAGAAAUGAUGCAAUGAAAUUCAAUUUGAAUGAUACGAUUGUAACAUUCACCAAAGAAGACUUCCUACUGGUGACGAGAUUGUGGCGGUCAUUUAAUCCAGUAGAUGUGAGGAGGGUUGAAGUAACUAGAUCACUACGUAAUAGGUACUUAAAGAAUGAUUUUGCAGGGGACAUUCAUAUUUGUACCUUAGAGACAGUGUACAAGGAGAUGGAGUUUGAGAAUGACAUGGAUGCUGUGAAGAUGACAUUGGUCUAUUACACUGAAUUGGGUAUGAUGGAAAAGGAGAAGACGAAGACAAUGCUGACAAGACCUUAUUAA
Messenger RNA from Benincasa hispida (wax gourd), 540 nucleotides. RefSeq lists its product as uncharacterized. The record is from RefSeq and is a predicted model, not a curated record. Lineage: Eukaryota; Viridiplantae; Streptophyta; Magnoliopsida; Cucurbitales; Cucurbitaceae.